UAGUCAAAUUCACAGGACAAACCGAUAGCUAGGCCUAGGCAGCUUCCUCAAUCUGAUCCCACCAUUCAUUCAAAACACCAAAAAUCUUACUAUCAAAGUAAUCAAUUUUCCUUUUCCAGUUGAUCCAGAUCCCAGUCAAAACUCUCACAGAGAAGAAACAUGAGUGGUGACGAGAAAAACCCGGCUGUAGUUGUAGAUCACCAGCAUCAUCAAUAUGGGACUUUCCAAGGAGUAUCCAACUACCCUCCUCCACCUCCUCCCCAGCACCAUGGCCCGGCUAUUGGGUUUCCUCAGCCUGUUCCGCCGCCUGGCCUCCAUGAGCCCUCUGCUCCUCCUCCACAGUAUUACCCCCAAGGUUAUCAAACCGUUCCAGGUUAUGCUGUUGCUGAAGGAAGACCUGUAAGAGAGCGUCGUCUACCAUGCUGUGGCAUUGGUUUUGGAUGGUUCUUGUUUAUCAUUGGUUUCUUCCUUGGGGCCAUCCCCUGGUACAUUGGAUUGUUUGUUCUACUUUGUGCGAGGAUAGACUACCGAGAGAAGCCGGGAUAUAUUGCUUGCACAAUUGCCGCUGUUCUUGCUACAAUUGCUAUUAUCCUUGGUGUAACGAAGGGAAUCGAUGAUUGACAAGCUCUUCCGAGUGGGAAAAUAAUGUAUAUUUCCUUGUAAGCUAUCUUUAUGUCGAAUUGGUUUAAGAAUCAGUGUGAGCAUUAGUGAUGUUUGUUUUAUCAUUGCUCCGAUAGCAAUGGAGAUUGUUAAAUUAAACUUCUACAUAGAUUUAUUAUUAAGCCGAUAGAAAGUGCAUAUGUUAAGUUGUAUGAUACACAGGGUUUGCAAUGUUCAUAUGGAACAGGGAAAACAUGGUUCAAUUUGAUAUUGUUUGCAUAA
Gossypium raimondii (Peruvian cotton) is the source of this 882-nucleotide messenger RNA. RefSeq names its product 60S ribosomal protein L18a-like protein. The transcript is spliced from 4 exons. The record is from RefSeq and is a predicted model, not a curated record. Bases 160 to 621 code for a protein of 153 amino acids. NCBI's taxonomy places the organism in Eukaryota, Viridiplantae, Streptophyta, Magnoliopsida, Malvales, Malvaceae.